This is a messenger RNA of Penicillium bovifimosum, 1125 nucleotides long. RefSeq names its product NAD-dependent epimerase/dehydratase family protein. NCBI's taxonomy places the organism in Eukaryota, Fungi, Ascomycota, Eurotiomycetes, Eurotiales, Aspergillaceae. Bases 1 to 1125 code for a protein of 374 amino acids. The record is from RefSeq and is a predicted model, not a curated record. The transcript is spliced from 3 exons.
AUGGCCGACGCCAAAAAACCCGCCGUUCUAAUUGUCGGUGGUCUCGGUUUCAUUGGUCGACACCUCGCGCUUUAUAUCCACGAAAACAACCUAGCCUCCGAAGUCCGCUUGGUAGACAAAGUCCUCCCCCAAUUAGCAUGGUUAGCCCCCGAAUUCGAUGAGGCAUGCUCCAAGGACAAGUUCGUCCAGGCCGAUGCCAGUCGUGAACAACACUUCCCGCGCAUCUUCGACCGCGCCAAUGGCGAACAAUUCGACUACGUGAUCAACUGCGGCGGCGAAACCCGCCACUCCCAACCUGACGACGUCUACGAAGUCCGCAGCUGCGCCCUCUCCGUCGCCCUCGGCAAGGAAAUCGCCCGCCGCGGCAUCCCAGCCUACGUCGAGACCUCCACCGCACACGUCUACAAAGGCGGCUCCACCCCGCGCAAGGAAACCGACAAGCUCGCCCCGUGGCACAAGCUGGCCGAGUGGAAAGUGAAGGCCUCGGAGGAACUGCGUAAAAUCCCGAACUUGCGGUACUGCGCGCUUCGAUUGCCGCACGUGUACGGCGCCUACGACCCCGGCUACUUCGCUACGGGGAUCUGUUUGUCUGCCGUCCAUGUCGAUCUUAAGCAGGACUUGACGCUGUUGCACACUAAGGAUUUGAAGAUAAAUACCUUGCACGUUAAGGAUGCGGCUAGUGCCCUGUUUGAGGCUGCGAAGUGGCGCGCUUCGAAGGGUGACAUUGAUCCGAAGUUGGGGGUUAUUGCUUUCAACGUCGUUGAUCACAAUGACACGAAACAGGAACAUGUUGCCAAAGCUCUAAUGGAGGUGUUUGGGUUGAAGGUUACGUUCAUUGGUUCGCUUGCUUCGCAGCUGGCUAAGCUGAACCUCGAUGAUGUUGUCGAUGAUAUGAAUGAGGUUAGUCUGCAGACGUGGGCGGAGCUCAUUGAGAGAGCCAAUAUCACGCGGCCGGGUCCGAUCAGUCCGUUCCUUGAGCGGGAUAUUCUCAAGGACCAGGAUAUGUCAAUCGAUGGGUCGAAGUUCGAGAAUGAGACUGGCUGGAAGCCGAAGUAUCCCAACUUCGGCGCUGACAGCAUCCGCGAGAUCGUCGACAGCUAUAAACGCAUGGGCUGGUGGCCAUGA